AUGUCAGGUUGGGGCGCUCCCACUCCGGCCACCAACGACGCCCCUGUUGGUGGCCAGGGUGAUGACACUUGGAGAACUUCCGACAUGGCUGCUGCCCUGCCUGAUGCCCAGGGCGGCGCCAAUGAGAAAACCUCUGAUGGUGUGAAGAUUGGUGAUGGUGGCAAUGAGAACUCUGGCUGGGCUGAGCGCCGUGCCUACGACUAUGACAAUCUCGGUCGUCCCGGCGACGGUGACUGGGAUGGAAACGCUCGUAUCUACGAGUGGGAUGGUGAGGAAGGCGAGAUUGGUCCCGAGCACCCGGAGUUGGAGCUCAUGCUCUUUGGACCCUCUGAUCGUCGUGAGCCGACUCAGGGCAUUGACUUCUCCAAGAUUGCUGAGAUUCAGCUGUAUCAAGAGGGCCCUGAGCGUGUCGAGCCUAUCUACAAGUUCGAUGAUGCUGGCCUCCAUCCUGCCAUGCGCAAGAACGUUGAUUUGGCUGGCUACAAGGCGCCGACUCCUAUUCAGAAGUACUGCAUUCCUGCGAUUACUCUGGGUUACGAUGUCAUCGCAAUCGCUCAAACCGGAUCUGGCAAGACAGCCGCAUAUCUCAUCCCCAUCCUGAACAAGUUGAUGGGAAAGGCGAGAAAGCUCGCAGCUCCACGUCCAAACCCUGCCACCUUCGUGAGCGGCAUUGACUUUGCUCGUGCCGAACCCCUGGUUGUCAUUGUUGCCCCGACUCGUGAGCUUGCGGUCCAGAUCUUCUCUGAGGCGCGCAAAUUCUGUUACCGCUCCAUGCUUCGUCCUGCCGUCCUCUACGGUGGCAUUUCGGUUCGUGAGCAGAUCAAGAUGCUCGAGAAGGGUUGUGAUAUUCUGGUUGCUACUCCUGGACGCCUGAUCGACUUUAUGAAUCGUCCGGCCAACUUGACUCUCCGUCGUCUUCGUUACAUGGUCAUUGAUGAGGCUGAUGAGAUGUUGCAUUCUGAUUGGGAGGAAGAUCUUCAGAAGAUCCUUGGUGGAGGAGAGCAAGAGGAGGGCAAUGUGAAAUACAUGCUAUUUUCCGCUACCUUCCCCAAGAAGAUCCGUGAUCUCGCAAAGACGCAUCUUGCUGAGACUCAUGUCCGCUUCCGCGUCGGCCGUGCUGGCAGUACACAUGAGAACAUCAAGCAGCAGAUUGUGUUUACUGAUCCAGCCAUGAAGAAGCAGGCGCUAUUCGAUCUUCUGAGCUCUAUGCCCCCUGCCCGCACGAUCAUCUUUGUGAAUUAUAAGCCCAUGGUGGACGAGUUGGAUGAUUUCUUAUUCAACAAGGGCUUGCCGUGCACUGGCAUCCACUCCGAUCGUACUCAGCGAGAGCGUGAGGACUCCCUGCGUGCCUUCCGCGCUGGCAAGGCUCCAAUCUUGAUAGCCACCGGUGUUUCUUCCAGGGGAAUAGAUGUGAGAAACGUCAUGCACGUCGUCAACUACGACCUUCCUUCAUUGGAUCACGGCGGCAUUGAGGAGUACACCCAUCGCAUCGGUCGCACCGGUCGCAUCGGACAUCGUGGUCUUGCCACGUCUUUCUAUACUGAUAGAGACGAGCCCAUGGCGAGCGUUCUCACACGCACCCUUCUCGAGACAAAGCAGGAAAUUCCUGAGUUCCUGCAGUCUUAUGUUCCUGAGGGAGAGGCUCGCGAGAAGCUCAAGUUUGAGGCGGACUCUGACUGGGAGGACGAGAUGGGCGGAGGUGAUGCCUGGGGUGAGGCAGCAGCUGCUGGCGGUGCUGGUGAUGCUGGCGAUGCUUGGGGCGGUGGCGGUGACAACGCUGGCGAUGCUUGGGGUGCAUCUGGUGAUGCAUCUAAAGAUACUACCGGUGGUGGUGAUGCUGGUUCCAAAGCUUCUGGUGCUUGGGGCGGUGAUUCUGCACCCAACGGUGGUCAGCCUUCUUCUGGUGCCUGGGGCGGUCACGGUGGUGACUCCAAGGAGUCCAAGCCCGAGAAAGACGCUUGGGGUAAUGCAGCUGUGGGCUGGUGA
Messenger RNA from Phaeoacremonium minimum UCRPA7, 1986 nucleotides. RefSeq names its product putative atp-dependent rna helicase ded1 protein. The record is from RefSeq and is a predicted model, not a curated record. Bases 1 to 1986 code for a protein of 661 amino acids. NCBI's taxonomy places the organism in Eukaryota, Fungi, Ascomycota, Sordariomycetes, Togniniales, Togniniaceae. Gene Ontology annotation, cellular component: nucleus. The transcript is spliced from 5 exons. Gene Ontology annotation, molecular function: RNA helicase activity; RNA binding; ATP binding.